GUGAGUGCAGCUGUUUUGCUUUGUAAAUAAUUACCAAUUUUCGUUGGCGACUUAACGUAAUGUUAAUAACUGGACUUAAUUAGUUGUUCAUUUGUAGUUAAUAUGGUCGCCAAUUAAAUAAAGAUUCUUUACGAGUAACUUACACUUUGUUGCAGGAAUCUAUAAUUAAAAUUGACCGUAAAGUCUAAAGUAGUUCGCCCUACUUGCCGUUUCUGGGUUUUGAUCGACGUUGACAACAGCGAAGAUGUCUCACCACCGUGAACCAACCGUAUUCGGAGCACCGAACUUCAAUGCGCUGGAAGAUGCCAACACCCUCCGAGCCGCCAUGAAGGGCUUCGGCACGGACGAGCAGGCCAUCAUCGACAUCCUCACGGCGCGCUCCAACCAGCAGCGCCAGGCCAUCUCCCAGGCCUUCACCCACGAGUACGGCAGAGACCUGAUCGACGACUUGAAGUCGGAGCUGGGCGGGCACUUCGAGGACGUGAUCGUGGCGCUCAUGCUGCCGCCUGAGGAGUACCUCUGCAAGGAGUUGCACCACUGCAUGGAAGGCAUGGGCACAGACGAGGAUACGCUAGUGGAGAUCCUGUGCACGCGCACUAAGAAGGAGAUCGCCGCCAUUGUCGAAGCCUACGAGCGCUUGUACGACCGACCGCUGGCGGAGCACAUGUGCUCCGAGACCUCUGGAGACUUCCGCCGCCUGCUCACGCUCAUCGUCACUGGGGCGCGCGACGAGGAAGCGGGCGUGGACCCGGCGCGCGCGCAGGAGUCCGCGCAGGCGCUGUAUGACGCCGGCGAGGCCAAGUGGGGCACCGAUGAGGAGAUAUUUAACAAGAUCCUUGCGCACGAGAGCUUCGCACAACUGCGGCUGAUCUUCGAGGAGUACAAGAACAUCGCGGGCCGCACCAUCGAGCAAGCCAUCAAGGCCGAGAUCGGCGGCGAGCUCAAGGACGCGUUGUCGGCCAUCGUGGAGUGCGUGGAGAGCGCUGCGGCGUGGUUUGCGACGCGCCUGCGGAAGGCCAUGCAAGGAAUGGGCACCGACGACCGCACGCUCAUCCGCAUCGUCGUCAGCCGCAGCGAGAUCGACCUCGGCACCAUCAAGCGGGAGUACGAACGCCUCUACGAUAAAACCUUGGAGAGCGAGAUUAGGGGAGAGACAUCUGGAGACUACAAGAGGGCCCUCGUCGCACUCCUCGGACCGGCGUAGAGGAUGCAAGGAGGAUGCACAGUACCAUAGACAAUUAUCUGAUCAGAUGUAUGAAAGGGUGAUCGCUACAGUAAUUAGCCAAUACAUAGUUAUUGGCCAACUUGCCUAAAAUGAAAAUAUUUUUUCUGAGCAAUACGCAGUCCAAUGUAGUAAAUAUUUUUGUCUCUUACUUAUUAACAAUCCAAUAUGCCAAUACAAUAACUAUGUAUAGGCUAAUUACUAUGACAAUCACCCUAAGUCUUUUCAGUGUGGCCUAAAAUAAGAAAUAGAAGUUUGAAAAUGUCAUGUGUGAGGUGCAAACAAAAAUUAAAGAGCACCUAAACCAAACUUGGGGUGUAUUUCCCGAAAUUCUGUUGAGCUAUUAUCAUCAGAUCAGAUAAGUUGGCGCUGUGUAAUUAAUGUAAGUUGCUCACAUGGAAUAAUGGCAACACUUUCUUUUCGGUGUCUAUGUCUAAAUGUCGUGUAGAUGUUGCCAGUGUUAAAAAUACAAUUCCUUAGAGAGCUAACUUCUUAUACAAUUUUAAAACGUUUUACAUUAUUAUUAUUAGUAAGAUUCUUGAUCAGCUUUCGGGCUACAAUUUACAUAAGCGAAUUGAUGUUGUAUUUCUUUUGUAUUGAUAUUAUUAUGUCUGUUUUCUGUUGAAACAGGUGUUACUCAUAUUGUAAUUUGGUUAUAAUGUAGUUGCUACGUUAAAUAAUUGAAUCUGAUUGGGAAGUAUUAUUACUAAUUUAUUUAUUGGAUAUUGUUUCUAAUGUUGAUUUCUCAAGCUGUAUCUCGAAUACGCUUACUGUGCUCGUGUCGCGUAGGUGUAUACGUGUAGAUGUAAGAGUACAUAGUUUUCAAGUGAUAGACAGUUGCAGAAAUAUGCUGUAUUAUAGACUGUAUCAAAUAUAGCCUAUAAUAUAGAGCUUUUGCCUUCAUGCAGUGCCUUGAGAUUGUAUUAUUUGUCAAUUGAUAAUAUUAAAAUUUUAUUGAUGUUGAUUGUUCUUAGAAUUUUAUUAAAAUUACAUCCUGACUGAGAGCCAUAAUAUAACAUUCCCCUUGUUUAAGUUUAGCUUUAAUUUUUAUUUUCUUACAUCACAAUAAAUAAGAAAUAGUAA
Messenger RNA from Ostrinia nubilalis (European corn borer), 2305 nucleotides. It is a transcript of the gene AnxB10, whose product is annotated as annexin B10. The record is from RefSeq and is a predicted model, not a curated record. NCBI's taxonomy places the organism in Eukaryota, Metazoa, Arthropoda, Insecta, Lepidoptera, Crambidae. Gene Ontology annotation, cellular component: cytoplasm. The transcript has 9 exons. Gene Ontology annotation, molecular function: calcium-dependent phospholipid binding; calcium ion binding. Bases 245 to 1204 code for a protein of 319 amino acids.